GAAAUUGCAACUGUGAUUUUUUCUUUAAGUGAUAUUUUUAUUUUUCGAAUCACAAUUGACAUGCCUUCGUAUGAAUAUAAAUUGUCAUUAUGAUAUAAGCGGUCAAAAUCAAAAUGGCUGACAAAGACGAAGAGGAGGAUGUCCAAAGUGUUCGGUUGAAGCACCAGUUACUUGUAGGACUGAAGACGACUGUAGAAGGCCUCCUAGCAACAAAUAGCAGCAAUGUGUGGAGCACGUAUGGUGGGCUGGGCAGGUUGUGCAAGGAUGUGGAGAGAAUACUGAACCAUAGACUCAAGUUUGUUGUAAGUGACUCAGGCAGUGUUAUGGACUUCUGGCCAUUUGUCAAAGGGUUGAAAUGGCUUAAUCCAGUAAUGACCCCUUUCAUAGAGAAGAUCAGGAAGGGUCAACACCAGAAAGGGGUUAGUAAAGGUCAAGUUUGGGUGCGAGAGAGUCUUAGGGAGCACAAACUGGGGAGCCAGCUGAAGGUUCUGGUCACCCAUGAGCAGCAUCUCCACAGACACUACUUUGAGGAUGCUUUUUUGUUCAAUCCAAAAUACUUCAAGGCAAUGUGUAUAUGUCUUCAAGCAGUGGAGGAGAAUAGAGUGUCCUUGUUAGCAGACAUUGAUGCUAAAUUACUAUACUUGAAUCCAAGCCUGUCGAAGGCUGCACCAAGUUUUAUAAGAAGUGCAUCAUUACCAAUGAACACGUUAAUUACAGCACGUCCUUCGAGACACAAGGGUCACAAGUCUAUGAACAGUGACAUCAUGGCUUUAGCUCCGCCUUUCUCUUCCCCACAAAGUAAGGAAAGCGAGCUUUGCACGUCAGAUGAGCAUGCUAUGCCAUGUAAUAUUGGUUCAAGCACAAGUCCUGAAGAUGGAAGAUUGACAGCAACAGCUUCUUUACGUAAUGUGUUGAGAAAAUCUGGGUCAGACUCCCCAGCAGAGUUGUCUCCUCCUGCCACAACACAAAACUCUUUCAGUCUGUACAACAGUAUCAAUAGUGACCCGCUGUUGAACCUUGAUCUUCUAGAACUGUCAAGAUCACCCAGUGCAAGUCAAGAGAAUCUGACUAGCAAAUCAAAACUUGAAACAAGGAAACCAUUAAACAGAAGUUCUUCUGAAACAGUUGUGAGUAAAAGGUUGUCAGAGAGGAGGGCUUCAGAAAUGAUGGACAAAAUUAUACAUGAAGAUGAGGAUGAUGUAUUUCCAGCGAAUAAAUCUACGACCUCUACAAUGACCUUAACUACUUCAAUGACCUUGACCUCUGAAGGGUCAGAAAAUAAAAGUUUAAAAGGAUCUAGAGUGAUAUUUUCUGAUUCUGAAAGUGUGGAGAAGGACACAAAAUCUAGAAAAUUGACUGAGAGGAAAAUGAAACAUACACACAAAAGGUCGAGAUCUGAUAUAAGUGGCAUUAAAACAUCUGUGAUAGAGGGAAGUAUAGAAGGUGGAACAAAAAAUUCAAGUAACACUUCAGUCAAAAGUGCUUCCACCUCAAAUGCAGACUGUGUAGAUGGAGGGAAUGGUGGAUAUUUUCCACAGCCCCAGCAGGGUCAGUCCUUGUUACAUUAUCUGUCCUCUCAUGACUUUCACACAUGUGCCAAUCUCGAAAAGGAGAAUGCCCACUUCAGUAUAUCUGAGGCUCUGAUUGCUGCUAUAGAACAAAUGAAAUGGAACCAUGUAAUCAGUCCACACACAGGCGGACGGAUGGAGGAACCAGACGAUGAGGAGAGUGAUGAGGAAAUAAAACAACUGCAGCAACGAAUACGCAUUCGGAAAAGGGAAAAAUUGAAAGAGAGAGCACGUGGAUUUCCAGCAUUUAGUGAUGGGAGAACAGACACCACACCUACCACCAGUCACAGCAGGUCUGAGUCACCUUUCAGUUCAGCACAUGAAAGUGAUUACUCAGACAGUGAUACAUCCAGUGGGGUAGAUGACAAACAAAUAGAACUUUCAAUGGAAGACACCCACAACAACAUGACUACUCUGAAGAAUAGUGGACUGUCACUAUCAAUGGCUUCACUGUACUCCGAUGCUGACAUCCAAAAGAAUAUGAAGGCAGCUGUUGCGCGUGAGAACUCCAUGCAAGAAAGUAGCACAUAUUUCUCAGCCGAGUCAGUAGCUAUAUCACUUCUGAGAAAGUUCACAGAGAAACAGCUACCAAAAGCCUCUGACCUACAGUGGCUUGUCACUGAGCAAGAGGCUCCACAAAGGUUGUUGCCGCUCCCCAAUUCCUACCCUGUAUCACCUGAUGAUGCUGAAAACACCAACAUGCUGAAACCACCACUCAAGUCUUCCAGGACAAGAAUACGUGGCAAUAUGGAAUGGGCACCACCCAGACCUCAAAUUAUCUUCAACGUUCACCCUGCACCUAAGAGAACAUUUGUACUGGUCAGACAGAAUUACAGAUGUGCAGGUUGUGGUAUGAAGGUUGAACCAGGCUAUGCAAAGAGAUACAGAUACUGCGAAUAUUUGGGAAAGUAUUUCUGCCAGUGUUGUCAUAGCAACCAGCUUGCUGAAAUUCCUGCAAGAAUUCUGAAAAAGUGGGAUUUUACAAAAUACUAUGUGUCAAACUUUGCACGUGAUUUCUUGACUAAAAUAUCAGGAGAGCCACUGUUCAACAUAUCUGACAUCAAUCCAAUGUUAUAUAAGAAAGUGAAACUACUGGACCAUAUACGAGACUGGAGGAUACAGCUUCGCCAUCUAAAGUCUCUUGUUGGAUUAUGCAGGCAUGCUUCAAGUCUUUCUGAAGAAAUAUCCAAGUUGCCUCUUUACUGGAUUGAAGAUGUUCAUAUGUACUCUAUCAAUGAUCUCAUCUCUGUGAAGACAGGUGCUAAUGGUCAGAUGUAUUGUCAGUUGAAGAAGUUCACUACAGCUGCAAUAUCUCAUGUAGAAUCUUGUCAGUUCUGCCAGUGUUUUGGUUUCAUCUGUGAGAUGUGUAAAAAGCAGAAUGAUGUGAUAUUUCCAUAUCAGCUCCACAAAGUCAGCAUUUGUCAAGGUUGUAAAACCUGCUUUCACAAGGGGUGCUUUAUACCACAGAAGUGCCCAAAAUGUGCAAGGCUAGAAGCCAGAAAGAAGCGAUUACAAGAUGAGAGUACAGAGACAUUUGAUGACACAGAACAGGAUGAUGGUUAGAUGAAAUCUUAUGUCAGUGCUUUAACCUUAAACAGUGAAAUAAGUGCCAUUAUUCAACGAAAAAUAACCGUCUUUCAUCAUUGUUAUGUCAUUUGUUUAUGCUUUGUUAUAUACAUGUAUUAUGAUGUUGUUACGGUCGGAUUCAAAGUAAAGACAAUUCAUGCAAGGAAUUGGAGUGCAUUGGGAGUACAAUCAUGUAGUAAAGGAUUGUGGGUGAUUAUUACAGUAUGUAGUUUGCAUAUCACUGAGCUUUCAGGCUAUAAUCAAUGUAUUAACACGUAUGUAGCCUUUGUAAGCAUAUUACGAUGCCACAGUCAACUCCAUUCAUUAUCUCUAUCUAUUCAUCAUGAAAACUUCCACCAUGCUCCUUGGAUGUUUGGUAUUCUUUGCCAGUGACAGUAUCUAUGUAUUCCUGUAUAAGUUUACUAUAGCACAAGCAUAAAGUGCAUAUAGUUAUGCUAAAUGUAGCUUAAAGAUCAAUACAAAGCAUAUGGGACAGGUUAAUUAUAUUUGAAAUAAUUAUAGUAUAGAUACAUAUUUGAAAUAUUUAUUGCGCUGUGUGUGCAGCAUACCAUACACCAU
Messenger RNA from Mercenaria mercenaria, 3713 nucleotides. RefSeq names its product run domain Beclin-1-interacting and cysteine-rich domain-containing protein-like. Lineage: Eukaryota; Metazoa; Mollusca; Bivalvia; Venerida; Veneridae. The transcript has 22 exons. Gene Ontology annotation, molecular function: phosphatidylinositol phosphate binding. Bases 114 to 3131 code for a protein of 1005 amino acids. The record is from RefSeq and is a predicted model, not a curated record. Gene Ontology annotation, cellular component: intracellular membrane-bounded organelle.